CGCCUGGGAACUAACACAAAGGUAAGGGUUAAAAGAAUGCCAGACCGUUUCUAGGAGGAUCUUUUGAACCGAUGCACCGCCAUCUGCUGGCGAAGUGUUUUCUGGCUGCUUCCAAAAGGGCCCGAGGGACAAUUACAAGUAAAAUCAGGAGAUUGUCCGUUCAAGAUUUGCAAUCUUGUCCCAGGCGGAGGACGCAGCCCCGCGGAGCCCCCGCUGUGUGGCGGCGGUCUUCUGGAGCGCCCUCUGGACGGAUCGAGACUCUUCCGUCCCGAGCGAGGGGUGGGGGUGGGGUGGGGGUGGGGGGACCCCGGGAAGGCUGCGGCUGGUUCGGGCUUUCGGCUCCUCCUCCAAGCCCGGCCUGCUGAGACGGCCCCGAGGAUCCCUCCAACAUGGAGCCUUUCGCGGCCCCGACUCCACUGAAGUGCUCCAUCCCCAAGGCCCGGGUGAUCGCCGUUCUGUUGUCUAUGGUCCUGUGCUCCGUCACGCUCUUCCUGCUGCAGCUCAAGUACCUGAAGCCCAGAAUCAAAGACUUCUAUUCCUUUGAGGUGAAGGACUCCCGGGGAAGGACCGUUUCUUUGGAGAAGUACCGAGGCAAAGCGUCGCUGAUUGUAAACGUGGCCACGAACUGCCAGCACACCGACAGAAACUACUUGGCGCUGCAGGAGCUGCACCGGGAGUUCGGCUCCUUCCACUUCAACGUCUUGGCUUUCCCGUGCAAUCAGUUCGGAGAAUCCGAGCCCGGCCUCAGCCACGAAAUAGAAGCCUUCGUCAAAGCCAACUACGGAGUGACUUUCCCCAUCUUCCACAAGAUCAAGAUUCUGGGCUCCGAAGGAGAGCCGGCGUUUAAAUUCCUCGUGGAUUCAUCAAAGAAGGAGCCAAGGUGGAAUUUUUGGAAAUAUCUUGUCAAUCCUGAGGGUAAAGUUGUGAAAUACUGGAGACCUGAGGAAUCUUUGGAAGCCAUCAGACCAGAUGUAGCAGCUUUGGUUAGACAAAUCAUCAUUAAGAAGAAAGAAGACCUUUGAAAAUGUCAUUAAGAGGCUCAGUGGAUUGAGUCACACCUAGAGAUGGGAGGUCCUAGGUUCAAAUUUGGCCUCAGACACUUCCCAGCUGGGUGACCCUGGGCAAGUCCCUUAACCCCCAUUGCCUAGCCCUUACCACCCUUCUGCCUUGGAACCAAUGCACAGUAUUGACUCCAAGAAGGAAGGUAAGGGUUUAAAAAAAAGAAAGAAAGAAAGAAAAUGUCAUUAAGCAUUGAGUAUCUAUCAACAAGAUCAUUGGAAUGUCUGUCACUUUGGUCACAUUUUAAUCAUUCCAACAAUUCUGGUAUCCAAUUCAAUGCUGUCCAUAGGAUGGUGUCUUUUAAAUAAAUCCGUAGGAUAUAAAUGUUCCUCCCUCUCCUUGCCCUCCCCUCCCCCAAAAAGAGAUUAUUCAGGCUGGAAAUAAAAUUAAAAUUAAAUAUAGCCAAGACCCCUAUCAAAAAGAAUGAAAAUUCAGAAUACUUUAUCAUUAAAGCUCACUACUGCCCAUUUCACAAACACGAACCUUUUUGGUGCUUGUAACUGAUGAAUAAUACCAACCACCCAGACCACUAUGUAAAGAUGAUUAAAUUUGAACAUCUGACUAAAAAAUUUUAUAAUCAGUAUUAGUAGGAAAAGGGUAAUGGAGGUGUUGUAACAAGGCAGAAAAUAAAUAUGCACUCAUGCAUAUUCAGAGUUGUAAAUAAAAUUUUUAUAUGUCUGA
This is a messenger RNA of Monodelphis domestica (gray short-tailed opossum), 1740 nucleotides long. It is a transcript of the gene GPX8, whose product is annotated as glutathione peroxidase 8 (putative). Gene Ontology annotation, molecular function: glutathione peroxidase activity. The record is from RefSeq and is a predicted model, not a curated record. Gene Ontology annotation, biological process: response to oxidative stress. Lineage: Eukaryota; Metazoa; Chordata; Mammalia; Didelphimorphia; Didelphidae.